AUGCAGGGAAGGUGGAAUGCGUGGGUGCACUUGGGGAGAAGCCGCAGGGCUUCUCCCUCCUGGAACUCUCCGAGGCAGACCGAGCAAUCGCAGGUCCCCACGAUCCCCUCCCCGUUGACGAACUUGAUCUCUCCGAGGGACCUGAUCAGCGACUCCUCCAGCCCGCCACCGGCCGGCGAGUAA
This is a messenger RNA of Spirodela intermedia, 183 nucleotides long. Lineage: Eukaryota; Viridiplantae; Streptophyta; Magnoliopsida; Alismatales; Araceae. The record is from the annotation of a GenBank genome assembly.